Closterium sp. NIES-65 is the source of this 1488-nucleotide messenger RNA. The record is from the annotation of a GenBank genome assembly. Lineage: Eukaryota; Viridiplantae; Streptophyta; Zygnematophyceae; Desmidiales; Closteriaceae.
AUGGACGACACGCAGGCUGUUGUGAUCGACAACGGAUCCGGCACAAUGAAGGCCGGAGUCGCUGGAGAUAACGAGCCAAGUGCUGCGUUUCCCAGCAUUGUUGGUCGUCGUCGCCCCGGUGGUGAAGACAGGGGCACCUGGUGGGAUGCGAAGAAGGAUGCUUUCGUUGGGGAUGAAGCCGUGGCCAAGCGUGGAGAUUUGGCGCUGAAGUAUCCCAUCGAGCACGGUAUUGUGACGAACUGGGACGACAUGGAAAAGAUUUGGCACCACAUCUUCUACAAUGAGCUUCGUGUCACUCCAGAAGAGCGUCCAGUGCUUCUGACUGAACCUCCUAUGAAUCCCGAGGCGAAACGCGAAAGGAUGACGGUGGUUAUGUUUGAGACUUUCAACGUGCCGGCGGUGUAUGUCGCCAUUCAGGCCGUGCUCUCCUUAUAUGCCAGCGGUCAUACCACUGGUAUGGUUCUGGAAUCCGGUGAUGGUGUGACCCACGCUGUCCCCAUCCACGAGGGUUACGCUCUGCCGGACGCGACUCUCCGUUCGGAUCUUGCCGGACGUGAUUUGACUGAUUACCUGAUUUCGCUGUUAGGUGAGAGGGUUUACUCCUGCGCAUCUGCCAAGCGGGUGAUUGUGAGGGACAUCAAGGAGAGGCUCGCUUACGUUGCAAUUGACUUCGAACAGGAGAUGGCGACUGUAGACAGCUCGUCUACUUUGGAGCAGAGUUAUGAGCUUCCUGAUGGCCAGGUUAUUACCGUUGGUUCUGAGCGGUUUAGGUGCCCAGAAGCGCUCUUCAACCCGUCGCUGGCUGGAAAGGAAGGCUCGGGUGGUAUUCAUGAGCUGUGCUACAACAGCAUCAUGAAGUGUGACGAAGGUAUCAGGCGGGACCUGUGCAGCAACAUUGUUCUCAGCGGCGGCACCACUUUGAUCCCUGGAAUCGCUGCUCGCAUGACCAAGGAAGUGACUCAGCUGGCACCCACCAUGUACACUAAGGUGGUUGCUCCACCUGAGCGGAAGUACAGUGCGUGGAUUGGUGGAUCCAUGUAUGCGUCUCUGAGCACCUUCCAGCAGAUGUGUAUUACGAAGAGCGAGUUUGAGGAGCUGAUGAUUCUGCGGAUGCCACUAUUGCCGAUCAUCGUACGCCUGGCGAUAGCGCUACAGCUGGGACGGAUUCUGGACAUGCUAGCGCUGACGCGAGACUCGUUGACGGAGGCGGUGCUAGCGUGGGAUGCGGGUGACGUGGCACGCCGUCGAUUCCUCUCCAUCACACGGCAGAGGGCCGCCCAUUUCGCCCACUUCGAUGAUUCCUCCCGCCUCUCCUCCGCUCGCCGCACGGGCGCGGGCGAAACCUUUCCAGUCGCCGGCGCUUCCGCCCCCUCCGCUUCCGCGCAGAGGCGGCAGAGGCGGCUGGAUGACCCCGCGCUGCUGCUGCUGGUGGGCGGCGUGGCGGCGGAGCUGGCUGUGGCGAGGGGGACCUGUACCGCGCGCUCUUGA